AAGAAUUCCGUAGAUCCUUUGUCCACUUCUAAUAGCAAUAUCUUCGUUUAAUGUGAAAUCAAAAUUUGUUACCUAAAAUUCAAUUCAUACACAUGGCUUGUGUUCGCAAAUAUUGGUAUGCCAUAGUAACAGUACGAUGAAUAGUAAACAUAAAUAUUUGAUAAUAGUAUUGAUUGAAUAACAUAUUAAUUUUUAUAUACACAGCAUAUAAACUAAAUAGUAUUAUUUGAUUAAAAAAAAUAGUAUUAAUAGAUGAUAUUAUUAACACGUUGAUAGAGAGAGAGAGAGAUGUGACAUAUAUACCGUAUGUAUCAAUUUAUAAUCAAAGACAAAAUAUGAUUUUUUGUUUUGUUUUGGUUUUUGUUAUCAAAUUGUUUUAUUGUUUAUGAUAUAAGUAAGUAGGCAACAUUAAACUUGAUAGCAAGUAAACUCAGUGAUGCAAAAUCACUGUAACUGUGAAUAGUAUUCUAAUACUUGAUAUUGAUUUUUCGUUGUUUAUUUUAAGGAGACGAUUAAGUUAGGGUGAAUGAAAAGAAAACAACAUAAUAUUGUUCCUUUUCAAGGAGAGACUUAAGCUAGGAUGAAUGAAAAAUCAACUCACCUUUAUAUUGUCCUUUAUCGAAAACAACUCAACUCAAUUGUCAAUUAACUUCCUUUCAGAAUCAUCCAUCGAUGUAUUAGACUUUGAAAAUCUCUUCAUAGCGAUCACAUAUCAAUUGUCUAUUAUCAUGCGCGAGUCCUCGAAGAAAAGGAGGCUUCCUCAAUGGUACCGUCUCCCAUUCUAUUAUCUCCACACAUGAUAAGUCAUUGCUUAGAAAGUUAGAAAGUUGGUUAGAACAUUUCCAAUGUAAAAUUUCAUUUUUUUAAGUGAAGUAUUUUUCAUAAUUGAAUAGAUUUUUUUCGAACCCUACACUAGAGUGGAAAAUUAGUAAUGAAAAAAUAAAUAAGUACAUUAUUUCAUUUACGGAGUAAAUCUAUUUUUACUCUAUUAUAAAAUAGAAAAUUGAAUAAAAAUGAAGCAUUAUUCCAAAAUUCAUUAGAGUAAAAAUUAAAAUUGGGUUGAAUAUGCUCUUUAGAUGAAAAUUGAGUCAAGAACAAACAAUUUAAUCAUGUAUAAGGCCAUCCCCGCAUCGAAAUUCUUCACCAUGAACGGUCACCAAAAAGUAUUAUUAUUAAAUUAUUUUUUCAAAAGUUUAAGAAAUUCAAAUUUUAACAUGGAAUUCUUAAGUUUUGAAAGUUUCUCCUAUUAAAACAAUUUUACCUUUUAAUGGAUAUUCCUAUUGCAAAUGCUCUAGGACCAUGUCCAUUGCUAGGUCUGGGCGUUCAGGUCUUCGAGUCGGGUUUGGACCGGUUUUUUUCAAAUCCGGAUCCUUCGGUCCUAGACAUUUGGACUCUAUAGGUACUUGUAAAUUUUUGGUUCGGGUUCGGGUCGGUUCUUCUCGGGUCCGGAUUAGUUCGGGUCUAUAAUUAAAAUACAUGUAAAAUACCCGUAGUUUUCGGGUCAGUAUCGGGUCCGGAUCGAGUUCGGAUAUUUAGGAUCUGAAAAGGACAUGAAAUAUCCGAAAUCCAUCAAAUUUAGUUGAUAUUUUUCAUAGAUAUCUAAAAUUUUAUAAAAUAAAACAUUUAUAAACUCUAAAUUUUACAUUUUAAAGCUUUAUAUUUCUUAAAAAUGUUACAAAAUAAUAACAAACAUUGUAUUCAAAAGAUAUUUCAACUAAUCAUAAAAUAAUAUAUAUAAAAUACAAACAAAAAAAUUAUAGUUUUGGAUAUACAUAUUUUUAAGUCGGGUACGAAUAGGUUCUUACCGGGUCGGGUUUAUUCGGAUCGGUCUUUUUGGUCCAUGUCUGUCCAGGUCGGUUUCUCUCGGUUCCGGUUCUUUUGGGUAAACGAAUUUUGGAUCCAAAAGGUACUUGUAAAUUUUUGGUUCAGUUUCGGGUCGGGUAUUUUUUGAUCGGUUCCGGUUCGGGUUUUUGGGUCCAAAUUAAAAAUAUAUAACAAAUCAAGUAUUAGUAUUUUUAUUUAAUUAAGUGAUUAAAUUGUUUUUACAAAAAUUCUCUUAAACAUUUUUUUUAAAGGAUAGAAUAUUUUUUUGAUAUGCAUUUAUUGAGUAAUUAAUUUUCUUUUUGUUUUUAAAAAUCCAAACCACUUAAAAUGACAGCUAGCUAAUAGUGUUCUAAAGAGUAUCAUAUAGGUUCAUAUUUGAGAACCUGGUUCUCUAUCUCUCUCCACUUUUGUAUUUGUUUAAUUAUUUUUUUUCAAAUACUUAAGGAGAACUUGUACUUGGGAGUGCUCUAAUAUCCAUUUAAAGUGUCUGACCAACUAAAGGGUAUAUUGCACUUAAGAUGCACUCAUCAAUUACUCAAUGAAAUCACUUUCAAAACGUGAGAAAAUACAUAAAAUAUGAUGAAUGUUAAUUAACAAUCUAAACAUGCAGAAUUACUAUUUCCAAAAUGUGAUUAUAUGCCAAUUUUCUGUAUUGACUAUAUAUAUGCAAAUUUCCUGUAUUGAUAUUGGUAGGUCCAUGACCUAGAAUUUCAACUUAAAAUUUAAUCGAGAGAGUAGGAGAACUUGGCGGUGCACAAUCUAAAGCAACACUCACUUAAGAAAAGAAAACUGUUCUUGUGGUGCAAGUCACUGUACAAGCUUCAGUCGUUGUACACUUUAACUUGUCAGUGGAAUAUUAUAUAAACAAAAAAAAAAUCAUGUUAUUUUAUAUAUUCUGAAAAAGAGAAGAGGAUACUAUGCAUAAUGCAAUCGCAGUUCAUCAUGUUAAUGCGUUCUUAUCCGGAUCUCCACGUCCCUUUCUUUGGUCAUCCUGUCCUAUUUCGAUUAUUUUCUAUCCACCAAGAGUUAACAUAUCCUUAAACAAUCGAAAAUAGCAACAGAUUAGUGAUAUGAAGUUUUUGGCUAUGAGAAAGUGCUCAAUUAUAAUGAUAAACCUAUUCGGUGCAUUUUCCAACGGGUCCUCAGCAAUAAUUUGAGUGAAAAUUAAAAUCUUUUGUAAUCAUUGCAGAUUAACGAUAAGCUACCACAUAUAGUGCAUAUCCAGUAAUACUCUUUCCGUUUUUUUAAUAUAAGUCGUUUUAAAAUUGUGCACACAAAUUAAAAAAAUUAUUAUAUUUUUUAUAUUUUCUACACAAAAAUUAUUGAAAGUAUUCCUUUAAGUAGGAACCAGUUUGAGAAUAGGAAUGGAUGGCAUUUUACUACUAAUGGAAAAUAUUUAGUCCGAUCAGGUUAUCAAGUGGAACAAGUCUAUCCUGAUAAGGAAAAACCACCAGAUUUUUAUAGUCCUACAGUAGAUAUACUUAAAGCAUUAUGGCAACUUCUCUCGGGAUGUAUAUCGGUAAUGAAAAAUCUCAAGACAAGAGGGAUACAAGAAGAUAUAUGUUGUGCUCGAUGCGCAGAUCUGGAAGAAUCAAUUAACCAUGUAUUUUUUGAAUGUCCCCCGGCACGCCAAGUGUGGGCAUUAUCUAAGAUUUCGUCGUCUCCUAAUAUCUUUCCUAUCACUUCAUUAUUUGCUAAUAUAGAUCAUCUUUUUUGGAGAGUUCAGCCAAAGAUGGAUGACCAUCAGUUUGCAUGGAUUUUAUGGUAUAUUUGGAAAGUCCGAAAUAACAAAGUUUUUAGUAAUCUGGAUAUUGAUCCGAGGGAUACUCUUCAAUUAGCUGAACUAGAAUCAUCACUUUGGGCAGAAGCACAUGUGGGAAAUGACCCUACGAGGGGGCCUUCGGUACAGACCAGUUCCUCCCUAGCAACACAAGGUCGAUGGUGUUUCAUAGAUGGUUCAUGGAAAGAUAAGGAUUCUUUUUCAGGGCAAGGUUGGCAUAAUACUUUUCCGAGGUUUGAUGGUCUGUUAGGGGCAAGGAAUGUAAGGGCAUGUCUUUCACCCCUCCAUUCGGAGGUAGAUGCAUUGAUUUGGGCAAUGGACUGUAUGAAGAAUUUAAGACAGUUACAUGCAAUGUUUGCGACGGAUUGUUCUCAAUUGGUGAAGAUGGUUUUGGAACCAGAAGAAUGACCAGCAUUCGAAAGCUAUUUGGAAGAUAUCAAACUUCUCAAAAGAAGUUUCCUCAACUCAGACAUCGUCCAUGUACCUCAGACGGCAAACCUUCGGGCGGAUAGCUUAGCACGCAAUGCUAGGAAACAAUCGUCCUUUGUCAUUCACAUGGAUGCGGAGUUACCGACUUGGUUUACAGAGUCAACAUGAGUCUGUAAAUUUUUUGCUGUAAAAAAAAUAUAUAUAUAUAUAUUUUCUACACAAAAACAUAAUUAAUUAUUUAUCUAACUACAAAUCAACCAAUAAUAAAAUAGAAAGUAUAUUAUCAUUGGUCAUAUAACAUUAAGUAUUACUCCCUCCGUUUUUUUAUAUAUGACGCUUUAGGAUUGUGCACAUAGAUUAAGAAACAUUUAAUUUCUAAACAAAAAUAUUAUUAAUUGUUUACUUAACCACAAUUUAACCAAUAAUAAAAUAGAAACUAUAAUAUCAUUGGUCAUCUAGCAUUAAUUAGUAAUAAAUUUUACAUAGAAAAUUGAAAACGUCAAAUAAUUUGGAACAAAAAAUUCCUCUAAAACGUCAUAUAUAAAAAACGGAGGGAGUAAUAAAUUUCACAUAGAAACCAAAAACGUCAUAUCAUUUAGAACAUAAAAGUUUCUCUAAAACGACUUAUAUUAAAAAAACGGAAGAAGUAGUACAUAUUUAGAAAUUUACUAGAUCUACAUUGGUUGUAGAUCUUUCAAUUUUUGUAAUAUAAAAGCUCCAAAAAUGUAGCUUUAUGUAUUGUUUUGUAAGACUGCAAAAGAAGCAUUUAGAAAAGGCGUUAAGGAUACAAAAGAUUAAGAACCUAAGAAGAACAGUAAACAUCUGGCUAAAACUAUACUAAUAUCAAAGAAACCAUCUUUGCGGCGUUUGAAGUUACCCGUCUUCAUGUUCUGGGAACGACAAUUGGCAAGGAGGAUGGUGGUUCGUGUGGUCUUCGGCCUUCAACUUUUCUUGGGGACACCUUUUGGCGAUGCGCAUAUCUCUGUGUCAUUGGCUGAUUAUUUGAUCACCUUUGGCAGUGUUGUAUCACUAAUAUUUCUUGUAGGUCUAUGGAGCUUCUUCUGGUGUCGUUGCAGCAGCUUACUCAAGCCCGCUUUUCUGCAUAUGGUGUGUGGUGGUAGUGGUCUCAAUGUCGCUAAGCAUCCCUCCUGUUGAUUUGUUUUUAUUUACUAAAUAUCGGAUAUCGAGUUUCAUUUCCAAAGAAUGGUCUCUUAGCUAAUAGGUUCAGAGCUGACCUUCGUGAUUCUUUGUGGCUAGAGCUUAGGCGACCGGGAUGGAUCAGUUGAAGAUGGCGAUUCCUUUCAACGGUGCGAUCUGUUUUAAUCUCCCGGGUUUUGGUGAGUCGGGUUGAAGAAAAGAUUGUUGGGUGAUCUUCAAUUCCGUGUGUCGGCGUCUCUAUUGAGAAGGAAGUGAAUAUGAAGUGGUCGGCUUGAUAUUAGUGAAGUCGGCGUUGGGGUCUACGGUGAUGAGGAGGGACCAGUCUCGGUUUUUGAGCCUAGAUUUUUUUCCUUUCAUUGUUUUUUCACUUACUUUUCAUGUAAUUUUAGCGAUAAGCCUAAUCUAUUAUUGAGGAUUACUGUUUUUAUGUCGGUUAGCCAGAGACCUGUUUACGGGUGGUUCUUUAAUUUAUAUUUUAAAAAUAUAUAUCAAAGAAACCAAGGGAUAAUGAAAUUUGGUUUCACGAUAUUGAAAAAAAGAAUUCUAAAGAUGUUUCGUUUUGCUUUUGUUAAAGAAAACGAAAUGAUGUUACAAAAUAAAAAUGGGUACGCAUUUCUACUAAAAUUGUUGAGAAAGAAUUGCAGACAAAAACGAGUGAAGCAAAGUUGACGAUUGGAAAUUGCAAGCGUGAACAUGAAACUGAUGUCUUGUCAUUUAUUCCAUAUGUUGUUUUUUGAAUUGUAACAAUCUUUACCUUUUUAUAACUUAGAUCUGUCAUUAAUGACUUCAGCAUUAUAAACCAACAUAAAAUCACCUUGGAAAAACUCUAGCGGUCAAGAAAAAAAGAAAAAGAUUUUUUUUUAGUUUCAAGCCGAUGGCCGGAAGCUUCUAUAGCUCCGACAUCGGCUUAUUUGAUUUAUUUUGCUUCUUUUUCUUUGAUUUGCUUUACUUUCUAUCAUUUAGUUUGUUUAAAUCCGUCAACGUUUUUUAUUGUUCUUUUGUAUGUUUCUUCCAAUGGAUUUGGUAAAACCAAAACAUCGGUUCAAUUGAAACGUUUAGAAAAGAUAAUUGACAUAUCUACUGCAGAUAGUGGCGACGGGUCCUACCGGCUUCAAUCGCUGAUGGUUCUUCAUUUGAUGGUGAUGAAGUUCUUGCUGCAAACUAUGGUUACUUCGAAAGGCAACAUAAAAUUCUAUGGAAUGGUAAUCUCUUUGACUCUAUUAUUUUUAGUAGAGCAAUAUAAAGAGUUGUCUCGUCUCGGUGACUCCUACUGAAGUAUUAAAAAGAAAGUGGCAAUCGUUCCCAAUUCAGUUUGAAACGUGGUAUUUUUUUGAUUAAUAUAAAAAUUAUCUCCCUUGAGAUUCAACUAUUCCAAAAUCAAAUAUGGAGCUUUUAUAUAAAAAAUAUUUGGUCAUCCACAUGCAAAAUAGAUUUGUGUUAGUUUCAUUUGGAUCUAUACUGGUGUAUUAUUUUUCUAUAUUUGUUUUGGUAGUUCUUAUUGUUUAGAAAUUUUUGUCCAAAAGACUUAAUAAUACAAUCGAAAAAAAAAAAAAAGAAGAUCAGUCAUUAACAAUAACUGUAUGUGAUGUUAUUUUACUACACCUUUUUCUAGAGCCUGAGAUUAAAAUUAGACAAUUCGAACUUAAGCCUUUGGAUCUCUUGUGGCCAUUUACUGACGGGCUUUCUUAAUAGAAGUGGGCUUUGGGUAACGGUUCAUGAUAAAUUGCCUUUACUUUCACUUAAAUCUAAGUUUCUGUUUCAGUUUUGUUUGUUCAUGUUUUAGUCUAACUGUAAUAAAAUAUGGUUACCAAACUUAAAUUAUUUUAAUAAAAAAAAAAUCACUUAAAAUAAUAACAAUCUUAUAUAUUAAAACAUAAGUUACAACCAUUAAUGUUUUACAAGCUUUUGGAAGAUUUAUACUCCUUCUGUAUUUGAAAGAUUAAUGUUUUAGGAUUUACAUAAAUAUUAAUGAAAAUUAAAUAUAUAUUUUUGUCUACCAUUUUUAUUUUGUUUUCAGUUUUAUUUUUUUCAAUAAAGUUCUAUGUACCAAUCACAUUUUUUAAAGUUGAAAAUUUUAUUUUAUUUUAAAUCAAAAUGCAUUAAUUAAAAUCUACAACACAUUAUUUAAAUACAAGAAUAAAAAUCAAACAUCAAUUUGUUAAAUACGGAAAGAAUAUUUAAAAAUAAAUAUUAAGACCCUUAAUAAACUAAAUGUACAAGUUGUUAAAAAUGAUAUAGAACAAUCCAUAGCAUCUUUCGUUUCCAAGAAGAAAUCUGAUAACGCGAUUAAGAAAUCGAAGUCUUCGCCCGAAAUGUUGACUGUGACCCAUUCUUUGGUGGUUUUGCCGUUUCUACUUUGCUUUUUUGGAUCUAUUAAUAACGUUUUGCCGUUGAAUCAGUCUAAAAAGCCAACAGUUCAUUGGUUGGUUCAGUUCUAAGUCAUUAGUUUGGAGUUCUAUGCAGGUAGGGAGUUUGUAAUUAACGAGUAGCCAUUAGACUACUAAUAAAAGCGUUAACAAAGGAGAAACCAAAAAAGGAAAAGAUGUUAUAAACUAUAUAAUAUACUCGAGUAUACGAUCAUGUGAAUUACGUGCACCCCCCUCCCCCCCCCCUUUUCUUUUAGAAAUUAGAAGUUUCUCUCCCUAUACCAUAUUGAUACGCCUCAAUACUGGUACGUAAACUUCCAUUCAGUUUCCUAUUCCCAUAUUAUAAUAAUUUAAAACUAUAUUUUAAACAGGUUUCUUUGAAAAUUUGCUUAGAAGAUAAGCCUGCAGCCGACAUUGCCCAAGUCUAUAUAAGACCCAUACUUUAGCAAUUCCAACAUAUAUCAAAAAGAGAAAACCAACUCAGCCAUUCUAUUUAACAAGAAAAAAAGAAGAAGGUAUUGUAUUGUUGGCAUGGCAAAGAUCAAAGACGGUUCGCUACUUAGCCGGUUGAGACGAGCCGUAAAUAAAGUGAAAUUCGUGUUAAGUUUCAAGAUAAAUAGCCUCUGGGGUCUCGUACCAAUGCUUGGUUGUUCUUCUUCUUCCUCAGCUCUUCGGUUCAGUUUCAACGAUAGACCCGGUUUAGCAGCGGCUUGUGCCGAGGAGAAUGAAUCGGACUCAGCCUGUUCUUCAAGAGGAGCGUUGUAUAGAGCCGGGAGUUAUGAUCCAUCUUCAGACGAAGAUAUUGACAACAAAGCUGAGACUUUCAUAGCUAAUUUCUACAAGCAGCUUAAGAUUGAGAGACAAAUCUCUUUGGAACUUAAAUACUUGGGUAAUAAUCAGAGUUUCAACUAUAGGUCACCUUAGCUUUCAUACUUUUAUUUAUUCAUUCGUUCAUUUGUUGUAAUAAUAAGAUCCUAAAAUUUUCAUUGGGUCUUGGUUGAUGAUGGGGCCUGCUAUAUUUUUGUGGUUAGGCUUCACGUAUCAUCAUUACAUUUUAUAAUGUUGAUUGUUGAAUGUAAUGAUCACAUAAGAGAAAAUUGUGUUGAUGUAAUUAAUGUCAUUUGAUGGAUUUGCAUAUCUCAAGCAUUUGUUUUGUUUUGUUUUUGUACCUGAUUAUCUCAAGAUUUUGUUGCUAUUUUCCGUAGAAAGUUUUGGAUAUAUUGAAUUAUACUUGAUCAAGAAAAGAAGAAUGUAAUCCAUUCUAACUUGCAAAUUCGGAUUAGUAUUAGUGUGUUAACAUUUUAAACCUUAGCUUUACCGGUUUCAUUAUAUAUAUAUAUAUAUUUUUUUUUUCAAUAAUUAUUUUUUCAAUAAUACGCGCGGGUACAAAAUUGUAUUUAAAUCUAAGUUGUAUCAUGACAAUUCCAAGUUAGAGCAUGAUCCGAUACACCAAUCAUAUUUCUUGCAUCCAUCAUACUUAUCUUAAUUUUCCAGUUCCGUCGUGAUCCGUUGGCCUACUUUAGUCGAAUGGAUAUGACCUAAUUGUUCUGAAUUUGAAUAUUGGUCUUUAAGGGCAAAUACCUAUGUUGACUUUCAUUUUAGGCCAUCGCAAAUUCCAAUUUCAUCGUUAACUAAGGAAAUAUCCAUUUAACAAAAAAAAAACUCUUUUUGACUUUUGAAAACUAAGUCAGUAUAGUGGAUAUACAUAUUUUAAAAAAAUUAUGCAUGUAAAUCUAUAGCUAAAGUACGUGUGCAAAUAUGAGGCAAUUCAUAAAAAUAUCUGAGAUGUUUUUUUUUUUGACAAAGGGCUUUCAAAUUAAAACUUAAAUGUUUACAGGAUAAGGCUAAAUUGCCUUACAGAUUGCAUGAAUAGACUUCAUGAUAUAAAACAUCUCAAACCUAGCUAUGAACAAAGGUAGAAAUGAGUUAAAUCAACAAUGAAAUGGGUGAACGAACUAGCGAUUGGAUCCAAACAUCUGAGAUGGUUUCUCAGCCAAACUCUUUCCAUUACCAUUAAUAUCACAAAAUAUGAAAGGAAAAAGCAAAAGAAAGAGAGUUUGAUUUAUCAUAAAACAAAUUAAAUUAAAAUAGUAUUAUAUUAUGAGAGAUUUUUUUUGGAAGAGCAAUCUUAACGGGAGCAAUCUUUUUAACGGGAUAAUCCCACUUGAUAUCUAAUGGGCAAUUGUCAAUGAUAGCACAUUUUGAAGUUUAUGUCUCAAAAAUGAUACUAGAAGGAGAAAGUCACAAAAAUGACAUUCAUUAAAGGGUAAAAUAUCUCUAAUACCAUUGGUUUAAAAUUAAAUAAACAAACAAAAAUAAAUAAAAAUAAAUAAAAUAAAAAUAAAUAAAAUAAAAAAAAAGAAAUUUUUUUUAUAGUUUCAGAUUAUAUGUUUUCAGAUUCGAAAUUUUUAUAAUUUUGUUUUUGAAAUUUUUUUUUGAAUUUUUUUCUUUCUUUCAAAUUUUCUUUUUAUAAUUUAAAAAUACUUUUUGAAACUAUUUUUUAAAUUUUUAUUUUUUAUUUUAGUAUUUAUUUUUUAUAAAAUUGUAAACCCUAAUUCUAAAACCCCACCAUUAACUCUAAACCCUAAGGUUUGGAUUAAUUAACCCAAGGGGUAUAAGUGUAUAUUUACCUCUUUAAUGAAACCUAUUUUUGUGACUUUGAUCUUUGAGUGCUACUUUGGGAACAAAAACUUGAUUUGAGUGCAAUUAAAUUUUACUUUUAAAAAGACAUAAACCACAGAAAAAUAGACAUGUGGACACAAAGUAUCGUGGCAUUAUCUCACAUGGUCGAAUUUGAUAUAGGUGAUGAUUGUUUAAAUGGUUUUUAGAUUUUGGUUUUUGGUUUUUGCCUUCUAGCUUUUAGUUUUUAGAUUUUAGUUUUUAAUUUUUGGUUUUUGAUUUUGCAGUAGAUUUUAGAUUUUUGAAAAGCAUGAUUGGUGAUUUAGAUUUUAGUUUUUGGUUUCUGAUUUUAGUUUUGAAUUUUGAAUUAUUUUAGAUUUUUUUUCUCUAAAAUUGUAUGAAUGAUUCAUCUAUUUUUAAAUCUAUAUACUAUUUUUAAACUCGACAUACAAUUUAUUUGAAAAUAUUUAAAUUACUAAAAGAAUAUACCACAUUUUCAAUAAAAUAAUACUGAUUUAUUAUUAACAAUAUAUGUAAAUUAAAAAAAAAAGUAAAUGUUAAAAAUUAAGUUAUUUUUCUUGUUAGGUUUUUGGAAAAUGUUCUUAAUAUACAUAUAAAU
This is a messenger RNA of Brassica rapa (field mustard), 10795 nucleotides long. RefSeq lists its product as uncharacterized. The record is from RefSeq and is a predicted model, not a curated record. Lineage: Eukaryota; Viridiplantae; Streptophyta; Magnoliopsida; Brassicales; Brassicaceae.